Messenger RNA from Adineta ricciae, 1131 nucleotides. The record is from the annotation of a GenBank genome assembly. NCBI's taxonomy places the organism in Eukaryota, Metazoa, Rotifera, Eurotatoria, Adinetida, Adinetidae.
AUGAAAUUCGAUUGUUUCGGGCGCAACGAAUGCGAAAACGAUGGACAAUGUUUUCAAGAUUCACCCGUUUGUCCCAGACGAUCGAUCUGUGUCUGUUCUCUAUGCCACUACGGAAGUCGAUGUCAAUUUACAACGAGCGAGUUCGGCUUGUCACUCGACGCUAUUCUAGCUUACUAUAUCAUUCCCGAUGCUAAUAUUUUUCAUCAAACACCCAUUGUGAAACUCAGCUUUUCAUUGACGAUCGUAUUUAUUAUUUUAGGAUUGAUUAAUGGAACUCUUUCAUUUGUCACAUUCAAAAACAAACGUGUACUGACAGUUGGUUGUGGAAUAUAUUUAUUAAGUUUGUCGAUAAUCACGAUCUGCACGAUGAUUUUAUUUGGGCUAAAGUACUUUAUUUACCUGUCGAGUCAAAUCACGAUACCAUCGAACAUCUCGUUCCUACGAAUGCAAUGUUCUUCUUUAGAUUUUCUUCUACAGGUUUGUCUUCAUAUGGAUCAGUGGUUAACAGCAUGCAUUGCGAUAGAGAGAGUAAUGACUGUGAUUCGAGGUGUUCAUUUCGAGAAAGACAAAAGUAAAACGUGGGCGAAAAAGAUACUAAUUAUACUUUUGAUUGCUGUUAUGUUAACAUCAUUACAUGAUCCGCUCCAUCGUCGAUUAUUUGAAGAGCAAGAUAAUGAUAAUAAGAGACGAAUUUGGUGCAUCGUAAGUUAUUCUCCGAAAAUGCAAACCUACAAUCGAAUUAUCAAUACGCUGCACUUUUUUAUUCCAUUUCUUGUCAAUUUGAUAUCAUCGAUUAUUUUAAUCACCAAAAAAUCACAUCACCAUUCGUCUUUACAACAUNAUCCUCCUUGCUCGCGUAAAAAAACCUUAUGUCGACAAUUCGCUGAGCAUCGGCAUCUAUUAGCGGCACCUGUUAUACUAUUCUUUCUCGGGCUGCCACGACUGUUUCUUUCCUACGUAUCCAAAUGUAUGAAUUCCGCGAAAGAUUCAUGGAUGUUUCUCUGCGGAUAUUUCAUUUCUUUUAUUCCGCCGAUGAUUACUUUUCUCAUCUUUGUUCUGCCAUCUAAAUUCUAUAGAGAAGAAUGGCGAAAGUCAAUUCGUUGGCGACCAAACCACAUCUUUCCGAACUGA